This is a messenger RNA of Candidozyma pseudohaemuli, 1048 nucleotides long. RefSeq lists its product as uncharacterized. The transcript has a single exon. The annotation marks the transcript as partial. Gene Ontology annotation, molecular function: allantoate transmembrane transporter activity; dipeptide transmembrane transporter activity. NCBI's taxonomy places the organism in Eukaryota, Fungi, Ascomycota, Pichiomycetes, Serinales, Metschnikowiaceae. Gene Ontology annotation, cellular component: plasma membrane. The record is from RefSeq and is a predicted model, not a curated record. Gene Ontology annotation, biological process: allantoate transport; tripeptide transport; transmembrane transport.
AUGGCUACCCCAAAGCUCAAUCAAAUUUCGGACAAUUCAACAGACGAAGAAACACAACAUGUCAAGACUUACAAAUCUCCAGUCGAUGGCAAGCCCAUCAAUAUAGUUGUAUCAAGUGCCGAGCUUGAUCCUUAUAUGCUUCACGAUGAUUCUUUAGAUUUGGAUGAAAAGACUGACAGAAGAUUGCUCUGGAAAAUUGACGCCUUCGUUUUGCCCCUUGUGUGUAUCUUAUAUUGCGUCCAGUUCAUGGACAAACUUUCGAACUCAUACGCUUCAAUUAUGGGAUUGAGACAAGACUUGAAUAUGAAAGGCAAUCAAUACUCUUGGACUGGUACAGCCUUCUACCUCGGAUAUCUCGCUUUUGAGUUCCCUUGCGCAUAUGCUUUGCAACGUUUCCCGGUUGUUACCACCGUGUCGGUCUUUAUUGUGAUCUGGGGUGUGAUUUUAUGCUUGCACUCUGUGACAAAUUAUGCUGGCUUUAUUGCUUUGAGAACUCUUCUUGGAGCUCUUGAAUCGUCCGUGACACCUGCUUUCGUUAUAGUCACCGCUAAAUGGUACAAGAAAGAAGAGGUGUUUUUGAGAACCUCUAUCUGGUUUUCCUUCAACGGUAUGGGCCAGAUCAUUGGGUCUGGUGCAAUUGCGUACAACCUUUUCCAGAAUAUGGAGAGCUAUAGUAUCGAGGCUUGGAAGUUGAUUUUCAUCAUCACCGGAGUUAUCACGAUUGCAUUGGGUAUCGCCAUAUUUCUCCACAUCCCCAAUAAACCAACAGAAGCAUGGUUUCUCAAUGAAACUGAUAAGAGGAACGUUGUUGAGCGAAUUAGAGCCAAUCAACAAGGUUUUGGAAACAAGCAUUUCAAAAAAUACCAGCUUAUCGAGGCAUUGACUGACAUCAAAAUAUGGCUUUUCAGUCUUAUGAUUCUCUCAGCCAACAUACCAAACGGAGGGUUAACCAAUUUUGGGUCCAUUUUGCUAAAUGAAUCUUUUGGAUACGGCGUUGGUAAGUCCUUGAAGAUGCAAAUGAUUCCUGGAGCAGUCCAGCUUGUUGGAU